Messenger RNA from Mesocricetus auratus (golden hamster), 9041 nucleotides. RefSeq names its product ADAM metallopeptidase domain 22 (gene Adam22). Gene Ontology annotation, molecular function: metalloendopeptidase activity. The transcript has 34 exons. Gene Ontology annotation, cellular component: postsynaptic density membrane. The record is from RefSeq and is a predicted model, not a curated record. Gene Ontology annotation, biological process: proteolysis. NCBI's taxonomy places the organism in Eukaryota, Metazoa, Chordata, Mammalia, Rodentia, Cricetidae. Bases 282 to 3311 code for a protein of 1009 amino acids.
AGUGCACCAGGCCCGCUGCGCACCCAGCUCCGCUCCCCGCCGAGCUGGCCGCCCUCCCCGGCCUCCGCCUGGGGAUGAAGUGGGAGGCGCUAGGAGCCACUUAGCUACAGCCUGGCGCCCGAUGCGGCGCUCGAUCGCUGCCCCUGCUACUGGAGCGCCCGCGAGGCACAAUGCAGCACUGAGGCAGCGGCGGCUGCGGCAGCGGCAGCGGCGCGGGCCGGGAAGGGGCGGCGGGGAGCCGGAGCCCUCGGUCGGGGCACGAGCAGCUGAGCGCCGCCACCAUGCAAGCAGCGGCCGCCGCGUCCUUCUGGCUGCUCUGCGUCGUGGGGACCUGCCCUCUGGUGCGCUGCGGUCCGGCAGGAGACGCCUCACUGAGGGAGCUGGAGAGGGCGGACGAAAACCGCUUCCUGGAGCGCCAGAGCAUCGUGCCACUGCGUCUCAUCUACCGCCUGGGCGGCGAGGACGAAACUUGGCACGACCGGCUCAACACACGGGUGCGGGGCGACCUUGGUGGCCAGCAGCUGACCCAUGUGGACAAGACAAGCUUCCAGGUGGAUGCCUUUGGAACGUCGUUCAUUCUGGAUGUCCGGCUAAACCAUGAGUUGCUGUCCUCUGGUUAUGUAGAGAGACACAUCGAACGUGGAGGCAAGGCUGUGGAAAACAAAGGAGGAGAACACUGUUACUACCAGGGCCAGAUCCGAGGGAACCCUGUAUCAUUUGUCGCCCUGUCAACAUGCCACGGACUCCAUGGGAUGUUCUAUGAUGGGAACCACACAUAUCUCAUUGAGCCAGAAGAAAAUGAGACCUCCCAAGGGGAGUCUCGUUUUCACUCGGUUUACAGAUCCAGACGGUUUGAGUUCCCCUUGGACGACCUUCCAACUGAAUUUCAACGAGUCAAUGUUACUCCACCACAAUUUAUUUUGAAGCCGAGACUAAAGCGGAGCAAACGGCAGCUUCUUCGAUUUCCCCGUAAUGUAGAGGAGGAAACUAAAUACAUCGAACUAAUGAUCGUGAAUGACCAUAUCAUGUUUAAAAAGCACCGGCUUUCCGUUGUGCAUACAAAUACCUAUGCAAAGUCUGUGGUGAACAUGGCAGAUAUGAUCUAUAAAGACCAACUUAAGACUAGGAUAGUAUUGGUUGCCAUGGAAACCUGGGCUGCUGACAACAAGUUCGCCAUCUCUGAGAACCCACUGAUCACCCUGCGUGAGUUUAUGAAAUACAGGAGGGAUUUUAUCAAAGAGAAGAGUGACGCAGUUCAUCUUUUCUCGGGAAGUCAAUUUGAGAGUAGCCGGAGCGGCGCAGCUUAUAUUGGCGGGAUUUGCUCGCUGCUGAGAGGAGGAGGCGUGAACGAAUUUGGAAAAACUGAUUUGAUGGCAGUCACACUUGCUCAGUCAUUAGCUCACAACAUUGGUAUAAUCUCCGACAAGAGGAAAUUAGCAAGUGGCGAGUGUAAAUGUGAGGACACGUGGUCCGGAUGUGUGAUGGGAGACACCGGCUAUUAUCUCCCUAAGAAGUUCACUCAGUGCAAUAUUGAGGAGUAUCAUGACUUCCUGAAUAGUGGUGGUGGUGCCUGCCUGUUCAACAAGCCUUCUAAGCUUCUCGAUCCUCCUGAGUGUGGAAAUGGCUUCAUUGAAACUGGAGAGGAGUGUGAUUGUGGCACCACUGCUGAAUGCACCCUUGAAGGAGCAGAGUGUUGUAAGAAGUGCACCUUGACUCAGGACUCCCAGUGCAGUGAUGGCCUCUGUUGUAAGAAGUGCAAGUUUCAGCCUCUGGGGACCGUGUGCCGAGAGGCAGUCAACGAUUGUGAUAUUCGUGAAAUAUGUUCAGGAAAUUCAAGCCAGUGUGCCCCCAAUGUGCAUAAAAUGGAUGGAUAUUCCUGUGACGGUACUCAGGGAAUUUGCUUUGGAGGCAGGUGUAAAACCAGAGACAGACAAUGCAAAUACAUCUGGGGACAAAAGGUAACAGCGUCUGACAAGUACUGCUAUGAGAAGCUCAACAUCGAGGGGACCGAGAAGGGGAACUGUGGAAAAGAUAAAGACACGUGGAUACAGUGCAGUAAACGGGAUGUGCUCUGUGGUUACCUUUUAUGCACCAACAUUGGGAAUAUUCCAAGGCUUGGAGAACUCGACGGUGAAAUCACAUCUACAUUAGUUGUACAGCAGGGAAGAACAUUAAACUGCAGUGGUGGGCAUGUCAAGCUUGAAGAAGAUGUUGAUCUUGGCUACGUGGAAGAUGGGACACCCUGUGGCCCUCAGAUGAUGUGUUUGGAACACAGGUGUCUGUCUGUGGCUUCCUUCAACUUCAGCACUUGCCUGAGCAGUAAAGCAGGCACUGUUUGUUCAGGGAACGGAGUUUGCAGCAAUGAGCUCAAAUGUGUGUGCAACAGGCACUGGGUAGGUGCCGACUGCAGUAUUCACUUUCCUCAUAAUGACGAUGCAAAGGCUGGCAUCACCCUGUCCGGCAACGGUGUUGCUGGCACUAAUAUCAUAAUAGGAAUAAUUGCUGGCACCAUUUUAGUGCUGGCCCUCAUAUUAGGAAUAACUGCCUGGGGUUAUAAAAACUAUCGAGAGCAGAGACAGUUACCCCAGGGAGAUUAUGUAAAAAAGCCUGGAGAUGGCGACUCUUUUUAUAGCGACAUUCCUCCCGGAGUCAGCACAAACUCAGCAUCUAGUUCUAAGAAGAGGUCUGCUUUUCUGUCGCAUUUUCAGAUUUCCACCUGUUCCAUCACACAUUAUUCCAUUAGUCAGAACAUUUCAUUAUUUUGCAGCAGGUCAAAUGGACUCUCUCAUUCCUGGAGUGAAAGAAUUCCAGACACAAAACAUAUUUCAGACAUCUGUGAAAAUGGGAGACCGCGAAGUAACUCCUGGCAAGGUAACCUUGGAGGCAACAAAAAGAAAAUCAGAGGCAAAAGAUUUAGACCUCGAUCUAAUUCAACUGAGAGGGAGCCCCAAGCUCCUGAGCCUGGGCACUCCCUCGCCCAGACAAUCCUAUCCCAAGGCAUAAGCCCAGGGGGCUCUGACAGCCCCCAGACAGGGAGUCUGGAUCACAGGUAUUUAAACCCAUGGUUCAAAAGAGACUAUAAUGUAGCUAAGUGGGUAGAAGAUGUGAAUAGGAACACUGAAGGACCAUACUUUAGCUCCCAAGAUGGCCAACAUCAAGAAGACAGGACCCUGUCUCCUGCCAAGUCUCCCUCUUCAUCAACUGGGUCUAUUGCCUCCAGCAGAAAAUACCCGUACCCGAUGCCUCCACUCCCUGAUGAGGAGAAGACGGUGAACCGACAAAGUGCCAGGCUAUGGGAAACAUCCAUUUAAGAACAACUGUUUACAUGUGUCACAUCGAAACUGUUUACUUCAACUUUUAUAGAAACUCAGCCACCCAGAAUCACUGCGAAUCUAUCUGUUCUUCACACGAUUUGAAGGCGCUCUGAGAUGCCAGAGGAGAGGAAGUCAUGGGUCACGCCUGGAUGCCGUUUUCUUUUUGUCAUUGGCUUAAAGUUUAACCAAACAGUAAAAAGAGCCACUGGAGUUCUACAACACGGAACCAUUUAUGGUCUGGUAUUGGUAUGUUAAUGGAUAAUCCGCAUGACAGACAUAUGUAGAAUAUCAAUAAAAUUAACUCACAUGACCCAAAUGUAGCAGGUUUUCCUGAGAGAGAGAAGUGGAUUCAGAACUGGGCAUUCUGAAACAUAUCCUCAUUGCAAACAGUAAUGCCAUAUGCAUGAAGCUUCUGUGUAUUGUUUUCCGUAUACAAGGAAACAACAUCCCAUAAUAGAAACUAGCAUGCAGGGCUGAGGCAUAUAGGAUUGUUCUGCAGGUUGCAGGACUGCACAGCUUCGAGAGGCCAAUACCCAUAUGCUAACUUUAAACAUGUAUUUUUAUUUUUUUUACUUUUCAUAUUUAUAUUAGUGUACGAGGACAACUGUACAUAUGUAAACCUUUUUAAAUGUAAAAAAGUAACUGUUACAUAUAAGUGUAUUUUGCCAAAUGCCUAGAAACAGUCAGUCACAGUUCUAUCAUUGUCCUUCAUUCUGCGGUCUUCAGAGCGUAAGUGGAUGAUGUUGUAAAUACAGUGGUCAGUGCUGUAAGAGUGUCUCUCUGUAACUGGCAUUCCCACGUGAUUUCCCUUUAGCGUGUGUACAGUGUGGAGGAGGCUUUAUUGAGUAAGAGACAAAAUGCUCAGACAAACGUCUGGCCUCUGCGUCUUGUUGAAGGUGGACUCUCCGUGUGUGGUAGCCGUGCGGCAUCAGGACACGCCGGAGCUGACAGGCUCUCUGGGACUCUGCCGGCCUGUCUAGUCCACAGCUAAGACACAUGGUGCCUGCCACAGUAGCCGUUCUCACUCGGUACCCAGAGGCCAUGAAAUGCCCUCCCCUCCUUGCUGAGGUUGGUCAGAUGCACCAAAGACACAGACCGCCGAGUGGGCAGCUCCCAUCUGGCCAGUACCUGAGCCCUUUCUGGCCUAAAGUUUGGGCUCCUUAACAAAAAAUCCUUUCAGCCAUUCUUACCUGUGAAAGGAAUGACCUGUUUUCCCAACUUCAAUGCAUUUAUCAUUACGGGGAUAUAAGUCCCAGCAGGUCGUUGUACAUGACUUUGAACAAGAUGGUGUCUAGAAGACUCAACAGGGCAUUAAAGAUCAAUAAAGUCUAAGGCUACAUAGAUGCAGUAACUGCAAAGGCAACCAUUCGCCUGCAGGGGAAAGAGCCAGGGGUUUUGAGCCCUAUACAUUUUUUUUUUUUUUUUUUUUGGUUUUACGAGACAGGGUUUCUCUGUUUUGGAGGCUGUCGGUCCAGCCUGGCCUCGAACUCACAGAGAUCCACCUGCCUCUGCCUCCUGAGUGCUGGGAUUAAAGGCGUGCGCCACCAACGCCCGGCUUCGAGCCCUAUACAUUUUGAUCCACUGAAAAAAAUGUUCUUUAAAAUGAAAAAUUAAUAGCAGUUCUAAUGCAAUUUUAUCACUCAGAAAGAAAGCCACUCUACUGAGAUCUGAAAUUGAUAGGGUCAAUCAUAUGAUCUACUGUGGAAUAUACUCCUGCCCCUCCUCUUUCCUUACUGUUUUAUGUGAGGAAUGGAGUCAUCAGACAAGACAUCAGAAAUAUACUCUUUAUUUUAUUCUUCCACAAGUGUCCAGGGACAGUUCGUUUCGUCUCUGUGUAGAAUUGUCUUAAAUGCCCAAACUGAAGGGCCGGACUGGAAGGCAGUGAGUGGUAUACUCAGUUUCUGUCUUCUGUAAUGGUUCACUCUUCUGAAACCCUUUGAAGAUAUUGGAAAAUCCAUUUAAUUAGAAAAUUACACCAUGAAAACAGUUUAUCACGACCGGAAAGGACAGAGUUUGCUGAUAGCUCAAUAAAACAGUCUUAGACAAAGGCAUGGAUGAGUGGAGCAAUGUCUCCAACAUAGCUUAAGGCAAGGACAGACAGGCAGGCAGGUGACCGAUAAAAAGAUGUAGCAAAUGAAGUGUCUUUUGAACAAGGGCACUUCAAAUGUGCACUGAAUGUUUUCUGGUACUGAGUAUUUAAAAGGCUAGUAUAAUAUAAGGUUUAUUUUGACUACAAGAAAAGAGUUUAUAGCUUUGACUGAAAGGUGCCUCAUGUAAAUAUGCUUUGUAGUUAGAUAGAGUUAGUUACGUAAGCUCUGGUUUGGAAGAAUUCACAAGUGGCUAGCUGGUGAACUGAUUAUCUGUCUUCCUACCUGUCUUUCCUCAUCAAUUAUUUUUUUCCUGAAGUUAUCAUUGAAAAUUACAGUCAUUGACAUGUGCCUUUUGGGAGAGAUAGUUGCUCUCGUUUGCGGACUGAUUUUAGAAACACAAGAGCUUUAAUGUUCUCCUUCGGUAUCUAUCACCCAUGUCUAAGUAUUCUUAGAAUUGUUUUUGGAACUAACAGAUUUUAGUGUUGGCAGUUAGCUUCAAAGUUGUAUCAGUGGACUUACUGGUGUUGGUGUUGUAGAUCAUUCCAUCUAGCUACAUAUGACUUCAUUCGCUGAGGUAGACAGAAUAGAUUCAUGGAAUCAAGUACAAAGCACAGUGAUUAUUUCUUUUUUAAAUGUCUAUUUGAAGCUCCAUAGUGCUUUAAGUCAUGCAACUAAUAUUCAUACUUCCAGUCUACUGUGGGAUCAUUUCUACACAGAUAAGCCCAGUAAAGUGUUCACUGGAUGCCGUUUCUCUUUCUAAUACCCUUGGCAUCAGUAAGACUGCAGACAGCCCAAAUGCCUGAGAUGUUCCAUCCAUCAGCUCAUUUCCAUCCCCGUGUAAAGGAAUGUUUAAGUCUCUCCACAGUGGGACCGAGGAGGCCUGCAGUAACAGAGAGUCCUUAAGGAGCGGACCUGCCAGACCAACUCUUCCUGGCCACCGUCCUUAGGUGGGAAACCUUCCUCCACAGUCAGCAGGCUAGAAAACGACCCCAGUCACGUGCAGUCUACAGAAAGCGGGAGAUGGGUGCUGUUUAGCUGGUGCAGCGCAGCGACUCUCGCGGUGGCCCGAUGUGUAGAACAAAAAAGCACACGUCCCAGCCCUCACUUAGAUGCUAAGCGAGGAACCGCCCAUCUCUAGGUUCCUUAGCAGAAGCGUUGCCUGGGGAUGAGAUGCCUUCUGAGCAGUGCAACCUGGGCACUUUAUUUCAUCACCCAGCUCCUUUUUCUUCUUGUGUUUCACAGGCCUUUUAAAAUAGCAUUUGCACAGGAGGUCAGUCCAAUAUAGAAUUUAUGUUAUGAAAGAUGGAUGGUGUGUCUAGAAGAAGCCACGGUGAUGAUAGCACUGCGUGUUCUCUGCCCGCACAGGGUGUAGGUGGGAGGCUGCUGUGUGUUCCGGAUGGAUCCACCUGCCAUUCUCCUGCUGGUCCCUUGCAGAUCCCUGCUUCGUCCUGCCUGCCUGUGGCCCUGUGCCUUCUGUAGCUGUGUAACCCGAUGCCCUUCGCGCUGUCCUUCUUUUGUUCUUAUGGUUAUCUUUGAACUCGGCCAAGUGUGGUGUUUGUACUCUCCUCGGCUUGCGGGGUUUUGGAGCCGAGUUUGUGCCUGUGUUCACUUCACCCUGUCAUUUUCUGUUGUUGCAUGGAAUUUAAUCGCCAGUUGGGAAAACUGGCUCAGGCGGCAGCCCAUCUGCCUGUGUGAGCGGCAUGCUGUUGACAUGUCCCUGCUGGUCGCUAUCGGCACUUGCUGUGGGUGCUCAUGCUCUGUGGGGCAGGUGGAGAGUUUCCCUACCACCCCUACAGGUGCAGAACAAAGUUGCCCACAGACUUGGAAAGCAGAAGGUAGUAAUUUCAUUCCCGUUUUCAGUCCUCAUCAUGGAGCAUCCAAAGUCAGGAAGCAUAAAAUCAAAACUUAAAAGACCCGUGUCGGUUGUAUUCAUGCCCUUGGAAUCCCUGGCCUCAGAAAACAGUAUCGUUACUCUGGGAUCUGAUGGCUGCAUUUAGAACCUUCCUACUUCCAAACUAUCUGUGCAGGACUUUACCUCGUGAUUGGCAACCCCUCCCCCCUUGCAUGCAGGCUGUUGCUUUCUCUGGCUAAGAUGAAAACUGGGAGAAGUACAGGACUGGGACUAGGACAGGUCAUCUUUCAGUUUCUUUUAACAUGCUGGUCUGAUUGUGCACCUUGGAAAGUCACUAAGAAAUGGGUCUCAGGGUGUAAAUCCCAGGAAGGGAAUAAGCAACAGACAGUUUGGGGAGAUCCGGGGUGAUUUAGUCCCAGCAUAGGACCACAGUGCACAUCCAUGUGAGGCAUGCAGAGCUCAAGAUGGUCACUGGCCACGCUGGAGGGAAGUACUGGGCGCCGUCAGCAGGCCACGCGCUUCACGGUUUUCUGGAGUUUUAUUUUCUAUGUAUUCCACUGUCCGGUGCUGUUGCAUCGUUCACUGACCUGCAUCACGCUGGAAGGGCUUCGGAAGUGGUAGGAGUGUUGAUCACAGGCAGGCGUGGAAUCAAAUCCAAACAAAAUGUAUUUGAUUCUGUUUCAUUUUACAAAAAGGCAUACGGUAAGAUGAAACAACCUUAUUAGGUUACUAUACACAUGGCCACCAGUUCUGUUUCUGAACAAAGCUUAGCCUCCCCUAAAUGUAUGAAGAUGCAUGUAUGCAUAUUCUGCGUUCAACUUACGGUAUUUCAGGACAUGAUCUGCUCUGAUGGUUGAGUUUUAAAAUAAUGCAAAUAGCCCAAAUCUUUAAAUAUAGCGGUGCUACGUUUUAUCAGAUAACACAACACAGAAAGUGCUGAAAUGAAUCCAGACCCUUAGGAGGAACACAAGGGUUCCUGUUAAAUUACACACUUGUAUCACUGCCUGAUUUGAAAACCCACUUUUCCUUUCUAAUCCAGCACAAUACCAAACUGCAGCUCUACAGCAACUCUUUUUAAUGGGCACAAAUAACCCAACGCCCUUUUUUCUUUUAAUGGAAAGCUUUUUUUUUUCUUUAACACUAACUGCAAAGUGCUUAGCAAAAGGUUCCUUCAGGUUACAGAGCAUUUUUUUUUUACUUGUUGGAAGACUUGUCCCUCCAAACUAGCAUUUCCAAGUGGCCAUUUCCAGACAUGGCUCAUUUUGCCUAACCAAAGCAGUUCAUCUUAGUUGGCAUUAGGUCUCUGCCAGUGCUUCCCACACUCACAGCCUCAGGGUGAGGCCUGUCUAAGAUAACAGAGGCCACCCACUGGGGACAUGUUAAGAGAAUCAGUAUGGUUCACUUGGACUAACCAGGGUCUCGUGUGUGUAUACUUAGAUUCACGUCACUCAAGCCUCCUCUCUGCUACUCCACACGCACUUCCUGUACUUGUACUAUUUUAAAACUCCUGGGUUUUGGCAAAUGCCAACAGAAAUGUAAAUGGUGAUUGCCUUCCUAAACAAGCGUGGUUUGUUUUUAUGGCCGUUCAAGUUAUAAAGUUGUUCUCAUAUUGUAGGUAAACAAAAUCUUGCUGUUUUUAAAGGUCACUGUAACUGGAGAUUUAACUUUCUGGCACAAUUUUAUUAGUGUUCACUUCUGAAGCUAAUAAGAUAUCAGAGUUUUCUAUGUUACUCUCAUUGUAACAUCAAUAAAGUGACUUUCAAUAAAAGAUUUAUGUUAUUUUGA